This is a messenger RNA of Lasiosphaeria miniovina, 1298 nucleotides long. RefSeq names its product ATP-binding domain-containing protein 3. Gene Ontology annotation, cellular component: mitochondrion; cytosolic tRNA wobble base thiouridylase complex. Gene Ontology annotation, biological process: tRNA wobble position uridine thiolation. The transcript has a single exon. Lineage: Eukaryota; Fungi; Ascomycota; Sordariomycetes; Sordariales; Lasiosphaeriaceae. Gene Ontology annotation, molecular function: tRNA binding. The record is from RefSeq and is a predicted model, not a curated record. Bases 83 to 1288 code for a protein of 401 amino acids.
AUACGAUCAACACAACCGCCACCCCACCUUUCGCAGCGGUUACUAUAGUGAUUAGCACGAAUGACCUUGUCAUUCCAACACAAUGGCUCCCACACUUUGCGCCAUGUGUAAGACCCAGCGGGCGCUCAUCAAGCGGCCCAAGAACCACGCAAAGCUGUGCAAAGCCUGUUUUAUAACCAUUUUCGAGGAUGAGGUGCACCACACAAUCACCUCGUCGAACCUGUUUUUCCCCGGCGAGAAGGUCGCAAUAGGCGCGUCGGGCGGCAAGGACUCGACCGUCUUGGCUUCUGUUCUCAAGACACUAAACGAACGCCACGGGUAUGGACUUGAUCUUGUUCUUCUGAGUAUCGACGAGGGGAUCAAGGGGUACCGCGAUGACUCCCUGGAAACGGUCAAGAGAAAUGCCCUCCAGUAUGAGAUGCCCCUCAAGAUCGUGGGCUACGAUGAGCUGUACGGCUGGACCAUGGACCAGGUCGUCGAGACGAUUGGCAAGAAGGGCAACUGCACAUACUGCGGCGUGUUCCGGCGGCAGGCGUUGGACCGCGGCGCAAAGAUGCUAGGCAUCAAGCACGUCGUGACGGGCCACAAUGCCGACGACGUCGCCGAGACGGUCCUGAUGAACCUCCUCCGCGGGGACCUGUCGCGUCUCUCACGGAGCACCAGUAUCGUGACGGGAGACAGUGGGUCCGAGGUCAAGCGGAGCAAGCCCCUUAAGUACUCUUAUGAAAAAGAAAUCGUUCUCUAUGCCCACCACAAGAAGCUCGACUACUUCAGCACCGAGUGCAUCUACAGCCCAGAGGCCUUUCGCGGCAGUGCUAGAAGCCUCAUCAAGCAGCUGGAGAGGGUGCGCCCCAGUGCCAUCCUAGACAUCGUCCGGAGUGGCGAAGACAUGUCGAGACUGGUGCCAAGAGAAUCGUCGUCGUCGUGUGGCGGUUGCAAGACCACGCCAGUCGCAUCUGCUCCUGCCGUCGAGGAUGAUAUUGGGGGAUGUGGUUCCCGGAACGGGCGUACCCCGGGAGGCGAAAUGGCUGCAAUGGACAAGCAGUUGAUAGAGAACGAGGCGUACGAGAGGCUCGAGAUUGAUGUGGCAAGCACCAUGGCCAGGAACAAGGCGACACAAAAUGAGAAACCAAAGGAUAUACCUAUAAGAAACGGGGGUUCAAAGGCUGCCACCCGUCAGGUCCUUGGGAACUGCAAGCGUUGCGGAUACAUGUCGAGCCACGACAUAUGUCAGGCCUGCACAUUGCUGGAGGGUCUUAAUAAGAAUAGGCCGCAGAUACAGAUCUGAACACUUCAUA